AUGACAGAAAAUCCUAAUCAGCAGCAGCUCGAUAUCAAAGACGAGUAUGAGCUCUGGAGAAAGAACUGUAAAUACAUGUAUGAGUUCAUCAACGAGACUGCUCUUACAUGGCCUUCCCUCACAGUGCAAUGGUUACCUAAGCUGGAAACAUCAGACGUGAUUAACGCCAAGUUGUUGCUUGGAACCCAUACAUCUGGCGAAGCCCAGGACCACUUGAAAGUUGCUUCCACACAAUUGCCAAUCAAAGGCUCCGAUAAAAAGAUCUCCUCGAAGAUCAAGAUUACACAGAAGGUUGAGUGUUCAAGUGAGGUCAACAGAGCCCGUUACAAGCCACAGAACCCUGAUGUAAUUGCUACAAUUAAUGGUGGAGGCGAACUUGACUUUUACAACUUGGCUAACAAUGAAAAGUUUGGCCAUGUUUCUCCUCACACCGAGAACGGUUAUGGUUUGUCAUGGAACAGCUUCAAGGACAAUUAUUUGCUUUCCUCUUCGGAUGACCAUUCCGUGGCGUUGACUAACGUUGGCGAUCUCGAUAAGAACGGCGGUCUCGUGCACAAAUUCCAGAACCAUAGCGAUAUUGUGAAUGAUGUCAAGUGGCACCACUUCGAUGAGAACUUAUUCGGAUCUGUAUCUGAUGAUAAGCUGUUGCUACUAUUCGAUAUUCGUACUCCAGAAAAGGCCGUGCAUACCUUCCACAACGAGGAUUCCAAGGGUAUUAACUCGCUUUCGUUCUCGCCCUUUUCUCGUAACUUGCUUGCGCUUGGUAAUACCAACUCCAAUAUCAACCUUUUGGAUUUGAGAAAAAUCUCCAAGUCUAGCACUCCACUUCACACAAUGAUGGGCCAUGGCGACGCCAUCACAAGUCUUGAGUUCUCUCCACACAAAGACGGUAUUAUUGCCUCGGGUUCCCAGGACAGAAGAGUUAUUCUUUGGGAUUUGGCCAAGAUUGGAGAGGAACAGACACAAGAAGAUGCCGAAGAUGGAUGUCCAGAGAUCUUUAUGAUGCACGCAGGUCACACUGGCGGUGUCACUGACCUCAGUUGGUGUCCAUUUGACGACUGGACGCUUGCCUCCGUUGCUGAUGAUAACAUUGUACACUUAUGGGAAGUCAGUCUGUCCUUGGUGAAAGACACACCAGCUGCUCCUAAAGACAACGAGCUCGAGUAA
This is a messenger RNA of Candidozyma haemuli, 1167 nucleotides long. RefSeq names its product Hat2p (gene HAT2). Lineage: Eukaryota; Fungi; Ascomycota; Pichiomycetes; Serinales; Metschnikowiaceae. Gene Ontology annotation, cellular component: cytoplasm; Rpd3L complex; nucleus. The record is from RefSeq and is a predicted model, not a curated record. The transcript has a single exon. Bases 1 to 1167 code for a protein of 388 amino acids. Gene Ontology annotation, biological process: regulation of gene expression. Gene Ontology annotation, molecular function: histone binding.